AUGGCAACUUUCCAAAGAUUAGAAUACGACGCAGCAAUCCAUUUUGAUAAGGAUGCAAGCACUGAAACCAAAGAUUAUCUGACCAUCUCAGAGGACCGCCUCAAGGAAUUGAAGUACCCGGAGUGGGCUCCAACCUGGGAGAAAAAGCACGAUCACCAGUUUGACCAUAUUCCCGUGUUCAAGCAUAUUGACAGAGGCUUUUACGGUGAUUCUGAGUUCAAGUCCCUUAAGGAUGCAGAUGGAGUUACUUUCAAGCAUGUUUCUCCAAAACUAGGCUUGGAAGUCGAUGGUAUUCAGUUGAGCGAUUUGUCGGAUAAGCAAAAGGAUGACUUGGCCCUAUUGGUUGAGACCUACGGUGUUGUUGCCUUCAGAAACCAAGAUUUCAAGAACCAAUCUUUUGAAGAGAUCAAGAACUGGGGUAGAUACUUUGGCCCACUCCAUAUCCACCCAACAUCGGGUGCUCCGCUUAACCAACCAGAAUUUCAUUUGACGUUCACCAAAGGUGGGGUUGACGAAUAUAAAAAGCUCUUCAAAAAUAAGUUGCAUAAUAUCGGCUGGCAUUCAGAUGUGACUUAUGAAAACCAACCACCUGGAAUUACUGCUUUCGCUAUGUUACAAUCUGGUCCUUCUGGAGGUGACACUCAAUUCUUGGAUAUGUUUGAAAUAUACGAUAGAUUAUCGCCAUUAAUGAAGUCCAAACUAGAUGGGCUAAAAACUUUGCAUACAUCAAAAGACCAGGCGAUUAAUGCAACCAAUUCUGGUGGAAUUGAAAGAAAAAACCCUAUUGACUCCAUCCAUCCUUUAGUUAGGUAUCAUCCAGUCUUGAAAAGGAAAUGUUUGUUUGUUAAUAGAGGGUUUUCGAGAAAAAUUCUAGGACUAAAGACAGAAGAAAGUGAUGCUUUGCUUUCCUUCUUGCUUAACCAUAUCGAAGCAUGUUUGGAUGCACAUAUUAGGUUGUCAUGGGAUGAAAAUACAGUUGUUGUUUGGGAUAACAGGAGAUUACUACACACCGCUACUGUUGAUUGGGACAGUGAUGAGAUUAGACACGCCUUUAGAGUUACCACUGUUGCUGAAAGACCCGUUGGUAGCGAGGAAGAAUACGAAAGCUGGACUCCGGAACUAGAGGAAAAAAACAUCAAGCUCACAAAUUAUAUUGCAAGUCUGGAUCCAGAAGAGUACUACGAGAAAUUCAAAUAA
Messenger RNA from Pichia kudriavzevii, 1197 nucleotides. RefSeq lists its product as uncharacterized. Gene Ontology annotation, molecular function: sulfonate dioxygenase activity. The transcript has a single exon. Bases 1 to 1197 code for a protein of 398 amino acids. The record is from RefSeq and is a predicted model, not a curated record. NCBI's taxonomy places the organism in Eukaryota, Fungi, Ascomycota, Pichiomycetes, Pichiales, Pichiaceae. Gene Ontology annotation, biological process: sulfur compound catabolic process. Gene Ontology annotation, cellular component: cytoplasm.